Adineta ricciae is the source of this 1248-nucleotide messenger RNA. The record is from the annotation of a GenBank genome assembly. Lineage: Eukaryota; Metazoa; Rotifera; Eurotatoria; Adinetida; Adinetidae.
AUGGAUCCCAACCAGACCGUGAUUGAUUCAUCGUCCUUAGAUGAUAUUUGUCAAAAUUUUCAUCUCAUCGUUUUUUUAUGUAUUAUAUUUGUCUUAAUUGUUUCGGCAAAUAUCUCGGUUAUUCUUCAUUUAAGCUGUGCCAAAAGACGGCGAACUCGAAUGAGUUUCUUCUUACUAAAUCUUGCCUAUGCGGAUUUAUUUGUUGGAAUUAUUAUUGUUACUCGUGAUAUCAUUGAGAAAAGUUGUAUUCCAUUCGGAUUGGGAUCUAUUGGUUGUCGAUUGACAAGUUUUAUCCAAGGAACAAUAUCAUACAAUUCAUGUUACGUACUUGUUUGUGUCUCUAUCGAUCGUCUCUAUGCAAUUAUUCGACCGAUGGAUGUUCGAACAGCAUCUUCAACAUUUCGAUAUUCGAUGAUUAUUGCGUCAUGGGUGAUAGCAAUGACAUUUGCGUCUGCUCAACUCUAUCUUCGAGAUAUUGAAUGGAUACGUGAUAUGCCAAUCUGUGGCAAUCGGUUGGAUGUACAAAACUGGAAUGUUUAUGUUUAUUUUCUUUUUAUAACUCUCUAUCUUUUUCCAUUAUUUAUUAUGACUGUUUCAUAUGUGAUUAUAAUCAUAAUCAUAUGGAAAAAAAGUUCUUUGAAUGAUAAAACUGAAACGAAUGAUCGAUCAAGAUUUCGUCGAUUAAUUUCAUUAAGACGCGCACAAACAAAUGUUCAUCAGCAAAUGGAAUCAAGUAUUCGGAAUGUUGGCUCACUCGGUGUUAUACCGCGCGCGAAAAUCAAAACCGUUAAAAUGACCUUAGUCAUCGUUAUUGCAUUUACUGCAUGUUGGUCGCCGUAUUUUUUCUUAACGAUUAUGAACACCCUGGAUCUUAUUCAAAACUAUGUUCUGAUUCGUGUAACAUCAUCAUUAUGUUAUAUGAAUUCAUUAGCAAAUCCACUUAUUUACUGGUUAUUCGAAACAAACUUUUGUUUUCGAUGCAGACAAACAUGUUGGUGUAAUAACCUAACUGGAAAUUCAUCAGAUCGAAUGAAUGGUGGAGAUUUCUGUUCAUUGACAGAAUCUCGAUAUAGUCGUGCAAGUUCAAAAUAUAGAUUUAAUCGUUCUCAAACUACACCACGUAUGGGUUCGACGCGUCAAUCAAAUUAUCGUUCACCUGGAACGAGCCAAUCCCGAGGAAGAAAACGUCCUGUUCAACAGCAAACUUCUCAAUCAUCUCUUGUAUAUGGUUAUCCAAAUCGUUCAUAA